This is a messenger RNA of Drosophila mojavensis, 3363 nucleotides long. It is a transcript of the gene dsx, whose product is annotated as protein doublesex. Gene Ontology annotation, molecular function: RNA polymerase II cis-regulatory region sequence-specific DNA binding; DNA-binding transcription factor activity, RNA polymerase II-specific. Gene Ontology annotation, biological process: sex differentiation; regulation of transcription by RNA polymerase II. Lineage: Eukaryota; Metazoa; Arthropoda; Insecta; Diptera; Drosophilidae. Gene Ontology annotation, cellular component: nucleus. The transcript has 4 exons. The coding region runs from base 253 to 1953 and encodes 566 amino acids. The record is from RefSeq and is a predicted model, not a curated record.
AGACACAGCUUCAAAUCAAUUUAAAUAAAUCUAUUAAAAUACAUAUUACGCAUAUAUCCACGAAAACAGUUUAAUCAACAAAAAAUUAUCAAUUCCCCAUAAAAAUAAUAAUAAUAAUUAAUGAAUGAAAUUUAAUCAAAAAAUGCUACCCAUUGGCUGCAGGGCUUGAAAUUUGAAAGAGGCCAAUUGAAUUAACUUUAUUGGAUUACGGCCAGAAAUUGCAAGGUAAUUAAUAAAUCGAGUGCGUUUGGCAUGGUUUCGGAGGAGAACUGGAACAGCGAUACCAUGUCCGACUCGGACAUGAUCGACUCGAAGAACGAUGUGUGCGGCGGCGCCUCCAGCUCCAGCGGUAGUUCCAUAUCGCCACGUACGCCGCCCAACUGUGCGCGCUGUCGCAAUCACGGGCUGAAGAUCACCUUGAAGGGUCACAAGCGGUACUGCAAGUACCGCUAUUGCACCUGCGAAAAGUGCCGCCUCACAGCGGACAGGCAGCGCGUGAUGGCCCUGCAGACGGCGCUGCGUCGCGCCCAGGCGCAGGACGAGCAACGCUCGCUCCACAUGCACGAGGUGCCGCCUCCGGCGACACCGGCAGCGGCGCUGCUUGGCCAUCAUGCCCAUCAUCAUCAUGUGCAUGCCGCUCACAGCCACGCCCAUGCGCAUCACGGCCAUGCCCAUCACGGCCAUGUGCUGCACCAUCAGCAGGCGGCAGCAGCAGCGGCCGCAGCAGCAGCGGCAGCAGCAGGAGCCGCACCGCCGGCUCAGCCACAGUCGCACCUGAACAGUGCCCACAACGGCACGGCGAGCAGUCUGCAUGGCCACGCCCAUGCCCACUCACACGUGCAUCACGCUCACAUGGCAGCUACAUCGUCUGUGGUGCAGCAGCAGCAGCAGCAACACCAUCACCAACAGCACCACCAGCAACAGCAGCAGCAGCAACAACAACAGCAACCGCCCCAUCAGGCAACUCUUCGAUCUCCCUCGCACAGCGAUCAUGGCGGCAGCGUGGGCGCAGCCACCAGCAGCUCCGGCGGUGGCGGGGUCGGUGUCGUUGGUGCCAGCUCCAGCAAUGUGGCAGCUGCUUCGAGCAGCGGCUCCGGCAGCGCAGCUGGCGCUGGCAGCAGCGGAGGCGGCAUCAGCGUCAUCACCAGCGCCGAUCAUCACAUGUCAACGGUGCCAACGCCCGCUCAAUCGCUGGAGGGCUCCUGCGACUCCUCAUCGCCAUCGCCAUCCUCCACAUCGGGCAACGCCGUGCUGCCCAUCUCUGUGUCCAGCACACGCAAGAAUGUGCCACUCGGUCAGGAUGUUUUCCUAGACUAUUGUCAGAAGCUGUUAGAGAAAUUUCGUUAUCCGUGGGAGCUGAUGCCGCUCAUGUAUGUGAUAUUAAAAGAUGCUGGUGCCGAUAUAGAUGAGGCUUCGCGUCGCAUCGAAGAGGCGCGUGUAGAAAUAAAUCGAAUUGUAGCGCAAAUCUAUUACAACUACUACACACCCAUGGCCAUCGGGCUGCAUACGAGCGCAGGGCCCAUGUACCUGACCUACCCGAGCAUCGAGCGCUAUGGCACCCAUUUUACACACCUGCCGCUGACACAGAUACGGCCGCCAACACCCGAACCGCUCGCCCUCAGCCAGACGCCGCCCAGCCCAACAAGUGCCGGCAUUCCAGCAUCCCAGCAUGCGCAUCAGAAACAAUCGUCGCGUCCCGCCAGCAGCAAUGGCACCCCACAAUCAGCUGCCUCGCCCGCUCCGGUCACGACCGUGACCACGAUCACAGCGCAAGGCCAUCAUGAGCAGCGUUCGCGUUCCGGCACGCCCACAACCCCGCCGCCGGCUCACAGCAGCAGCAACGGCGCCUACCAUCACCAGCAUCACCAUCACCAUCACAGUCAUCAUCAUGGCCAGCAUCUGGUCAGCUCCACCUCCGCCGCAGCCGUUGCGGCAGCAGCAGCCGCCACGUAACAGUAUCGCCAUGUUGCUGCCGCUGCGGCAGCAGCUGCAGCAGCUGUGCUCUUUGUCGAUAAUUAAUUAACAACUGGCUGACCUUGGAGGCCGGGCGACGAUAUUUCAACUGAACUCGACUACAACUCCUCCGUGGUAUAGAUCUAUGAAAAUAAUAUUAAUAUUAAUAAUACUUAUAAUUAUAUUCAUUAUUAUAUGAUAAACCCACACACACACACACACACACAUAGACAUUGUUUUGCUCUAAACUUAAACUAUGACAUGCAUGCAAAUAUGAUAGCGAAAUCUGUAAUACCCUGUAAGAGCAGAGGUACUCCAGCCUAAAGAAUAUAUAUUCAACUUGAUCUCAACUUAAGUGUAAAGCAAAGGUAAUCAAAAUCAAAAAUGCGCUGCUAAAAAUCAUUUAAAAAAUAUAUAUACAUAUUUAUAAAUACAUAUAUAAAUUAUAUAAACAGAGUACAGUGAAAGUUCUCUAGGGCGAACGGAUAAGAAAUCACGGCAAAUUGGUAAGACAAUUAUGAGCUAUAGAAAUAUUCAAAUUUGAAUGUCUGUUGUAUAUUUUUUUGUAUAUAAACUUAUUAAGAAAAAAAAAAAAGAAACAAUUUUAAAAAAAUGUAUUUUAUUAACUUUGAAAAAGGAAGGACUAUAAGGCAACUUUAUAUAACGUUCGCUCUAGGCAACCUUCACUGUACUUUUGCAUAAUAAUCUGAGAGCGCUGUUAAAUAAUCAAGACUUUUAAUCCGAGCAAUCACACACACAACUUAAUGAUAUCCUAGUCCUAAGUCCUGGCACCACAACAUAGAAGAAGCACCGUUUAAUAGAUUUGAAGAACAUUUGGAUAAAUAAUAUUAUAUGUGCAUAAUACUUGAUAUAUGAGAUUACAAAAGCUUGCAGCAAAAAAAUAUUUACUCUAAUUUUAAAAACGAAAUUUUACAUUUCUAUUAUUGUUUUAUUUCUAUUAAUAGUUGUACCCAUCUCAACAAAAUGUUACAUUUCCUUGGGCUGUGCACUGUCGUGUUGGAAAGGAAAGCAGGCAGUUAUCAAUUAUAUAAUUCCUUUCUUUUUUUUUUAACUUUAAGUAAUUUGUUUAGUUAGGUUUUUACAAAACAUAUAUAUAAAGUAAUAUAUUAUGCGUAUUUGAUUGUGUGUGUGUGUGCGUGUUACUUAAGAUUGACAUGAACCAAAAAAGUUAUGCUAUUCAAAUUGUAGUUGAAUUUCUCAUUCAUUUCUUUUGUAUUUGCUUAAAUAAAAGAAUUUGCUUUCAUCUAAGUAAAUCAAUUAAACAAUUAAAAAUUAAACACUUAAAUUUAAAUGCAACUCACAAAUUGUAUCUUAGCUUAGGUCUAAAUGCAAAAAUCAUAAACAAAUUUUAAAUGCUUCAAAAAUAAAAGUUUCAAUUGAAUAAACAGA